UGCCCUCGGAAGCGCCCACAAGAGCUGCCUUCGUGCCCGCGACCUGGCCGUGAAAGCGCCGUGGAUCCAGCGUCUCGCUUCGCCUCCCGUGGGUGCCAAUCUCUCGUUCUACCUUAAGGAUGGGGCGAUCACGCGGCCUCCUCGUGGCCCUGGGGCCAAUGGCAAGAGGCGGCUGGACGGCGCCGGCCAACCGGAGCGCCGCCUUUGCCACACCCCUCUUGGGCCAGCCAAUGGGGACGCAGGGCCGCCGAGCGCGCCUCCUGAUUAGGGAGCCUUUGCAAUUGUUGUGGAGAGGCGCUGCUGCUGUUGCUGCUACGCGCGGGAUUGGAGCUUCUCUUGCCGAAGGGAAUCCGAAGCGGGGAUUUGGUUUGGCUGCGGGAACAAUGGACGGCAAGAAGUAUGUGGUCAACUUCGGCGCCGGACCCGCUAAGUUGCCGCGGGCGGUAUUAUUAGAAGCCCAGAAAGAUCUGGUGGAUUAUAAAGGCCUUGGCAUUAGUGUUCUCGAAAUGAGUCACAGAACGUCUGACUUCUUAAAAAUCAUCAAAGCAGCUGAAAAUGGCUUGCGGGAGCUUCUCAAGAUACCAGAAAAUUACAAAGUGAUAUUUCUUCAAGGAGGUGGAUCUGGACAAUUUAGUGGCAUUCCACUAAAUCUUAUUGGAUUAAAAGAAGCAAGGUGUGCCGAUUAUGUGGUGACUGGCGCAUGGUCAGCAAAGGCAGCUAAAGAAGCAGAGAAAUAUGCCAAAGUCAACCUUGUUCAUCCUAAACUCUCUAGUUAUACAAAAAUCCCUGACCCGAGCACUUGGAACCUUAACCCAGAUGCCUCUUAUGUCUAUUAUUGCGCAAAUGAGACGGUCCAUGGUGUGGAGUUUGACUUUGUACCCGAUGUUGGGAAGACAGUUCUGGUUUGUGAUAUGUCUUCAAACUUCCUCUCUAGACCGGUGGAUGUCUCUAAGUUUGGAGUAAUUUUUGCUGGUGCUCAGAAGAACAUGGGCUGUGCUGGCGUAACGCUGGUAAUUGUGCGUGAGGAUUUAAUUGGCCAUGCGCUGAAGGAAUGCCCUAUAGUGUUGGACUACAAAGUGCAAGUGGAGAAUGCCUCAUUAUACAACACUCCUCCGUGCUUCAGCAUCUAUAUCAUGGGUUUAGUCCUCGAGUGGAUUAAGAACAAUGGUGGAACUGCAGCUAUGGAUAAACGGAGCCAAACUAAAUCGCAGAUGAUUUAUGACAUUAUUGACAAAUCCAAUGGAUUCUACGUAUGCCCUGUGGAAAGAAAGAACAGAAGCAGAAUGAAUGUUCCCUUCCGGAUUGGUAGUAUUAAGGGAGAUGAAGCCCUUGAAAAGAAAUUCCUAGAUAAAGCUGUAGAAAACAACAUGAUAUCCCUGAAAGGACAUAGAUCUGUGGGAGGAAUCCGGGCCUCCUUGUAUAAUGCUGUCACAGAAGAUGAUGCUGAAACGUUAGCAGCAUUCAUGAAAAACUUCAUGGAGACUUACCGGUCAUGAAAAUAAAAAAAUGAAAUGUUACACUGCGCCCUUGUGACAAAAGUCUUAAGAAUUGGAAGAUUAUAAAAACAUUUCUUAGAAAACUUUCAAUAAGAGAAGCAAAAAUGUUAGAGAAUAAACAUUCCAGUAUCAACCACUGGUCAACCAGUACUCUUAAGUAGUUUAAACUGUGAGGCCAUUUGGAAAUACCUACAGUGCUUCAAAACAUAUCUGUAUUAAAGUGUUAGUAGGGGAUGUUUAAUGUCUCAUCAAAGGAUUGGGUCAACUAUGUUUAUAUCAAAUCCCAACACACGUAAUGUAUAGAGUGCAUUGGAUACUGGAAUUACAUUUCUUUUAACCCUACAAAACCUAUUUGAUGUUGAUGUAAGUCACCCCACCAACAAUUCACUACAUUGCAAAAUAUUACCUUGUGUGUGUUUUUUUUGCUGAUGUUUUUUCCAGUUCUUCUGGCUCUUCCUCUCUUAAUCCUUUCCAUUUCUAAAAUUAAGAAUUCCAAGUGCUUAAUCUGCUAAGCAGAGUUAAGCGAGUACCAGUUUGUUUACAUCCAUGAGGCUAAGUUUGACAGCAUUGCUUUUCAUAUCUGAUCAUUCCAAAGAAACAUCACUCAGUGGUGCCUGAGGGAAAACUGUCAAUUAUGCAUUGCUGACCUCAGCUUUUGCAAACAUUUUGAAAAAGGAAGUAUCUUAUGUUUUAUCCACUUAGCUGUGGUGUCACUUUUCUUCCUAAAGUAUUAAGCACACAUUCAACUACACUGAGGUGUAGGCUGUUUUCUUUAAAAAUACUAAAUGUAUUGACUCAGAAAAUACCCUUUUUGGCAGACUUACCUUUUACUAUCAAGGAAAUCAAAAUUAGUUUCCUUCCCAGGGCUUUCUUCCUGUGGAGUCAACAUCACCUUUGUUUUUCUUCGAAACCAUUGCACAAUUCUGGUUAUUCAUUUUUUCAGUCAGAAACCAUCUUGCAUAGUUUAUGCUUUCAAAAGAGGCCUUGCAUGUUCUUCAUGCACAAAUGGGUUUUAUACGUGAACCCAGCAUCUAUUCCACCUCAACUAUAGUGUUUAAGUCUUAGAGUGACCCCCACUUGUUAUGAUUUUUCCACAUCUUCUGUACAUUGUUUAGUAUAAGUCCAUGUCUCUAUCAAAAAACCCUUAUCCAAAAGUUUUGAAGUCUGUAAGAAAUAUGCUUACAAUAUAUAUUUUUAAAAAAAAUAUGUUAAAACCACUUGUUACAUAGCAUAAAAAUGAUGAAGAGAUCAAAUUUCUACCCAUCACUUCCUGUCUCCUUAUAAAUAUAAUUCAUCAGGGAACACAAUUUUAAUUUCUUGUCCGGUUUAACGGUAUACAAUAUUAAGCAUAGUAUGAAAACUUAACUAUUAUGAAUAGUGUCCCCCUUUAUUCUUUGUAUAAUGGCAAAAGGUUGAACAUGCACCACUAUAAAACAAAUAGCUUUAUUUGCUUAGUUUAAAAUAACCAUGCUUUACUUUCUUCUUGUGUUACAUCACGAGUUGAAAACCAAUAAAACACUUCUAUAAUA
Anolis carolinensis (green anole) is the source of this 3025-nucleotide messenger RNA. It is a transcript of the gene psat1, whose product is annotated as phosphoserine aminotransferase 1. Gene Ontology annotation, cellular component: cytoplasm. The record is from RefSeq and is a predicted model, not a curated record. Gene Ontology annotation, molecular function: pyridoxal phosphate binding; O-phospho-L-serine:2-oxoglutarate transaminase activity. NCBI's taxonomy places the organism in Eukaryota, Metazoa, Chordata, Lepidosauria, Squamata, Anolidae. Bases 120 to 1496 code for a protein of 458 amino acids. Gene Ontology annotation, biological process: L-serine biosynthetic process. The transcript has 9 exons.